Molecule: messenger RNA, 5489 nt
Organism: Seminavis robusta
Lineage: Eukaryota; Bacillariophyta; Bacillariophyceae; Naviculales; Naviculaceae
Source: the annotation of a GenBank genome assembly
GCCGAGCUGAUUUUCUCGUGUUGGGAGUCGCUGUCCUCAUUUCUCAUUUUCCGUCCUCCAACAUUAUGGAUCAUGGGCACCACCACUGCAGCCCACAAUGAUGAUUCUUGCCAACGGAGAGAUCCACAACAACAGCAGCAGCAGCAGAGCAUUAGUAGCAGGCGGCGUCCCCAACAUUCCUCCUCAUCGAGUACAACUAAUAAUCUUCGAAGCACGUACCAGCGAACCAACAGUUUCUCCAAGAAAGGAACCAAGGUGGCGGCGCGAGGCAGAAAAUGGCGUCGUCGGAUACUGGGUUUGAUUUUGGUGGGAUUUGCUUUUGUGGCUGUUCUGAUCCGAAACCCAAAUCUACGAAACACAGCUCUGGCUGCCAUCAUCAAUCGACAACCAAAGAGGGGUAUUUCCAAUUUUGGCGUCAAGCCAUUGGUUGUGGGGUACGGAAUUGACUUAGUAGUGGGAGGCGGAACGGAUGCACCCCGAAAAUCAAACGGAAUGAAGACGAGGCAAAUUCUAUUUUCCAAGUAUCAUCCGGUGGUUCGAAUUCAUCCCUCUACAUUCCAGAUAAUACCCCCUUCGGAAAGGUUCAUUUCUAUUUGGGCAGCUCUUCGAGGCAGCAGCAGCACAAUCAACACCACGGGAAUUAAAUGGAACUGGAACCAUCAUUCGGUAGAUCUCAUGGGGCUGGAAAUUCCAGAUAUGGUGGAUUGGUCCACCUACCAAUAUCCUACUCGACCAGAUCCAGACGAGGAGACGAAAAAGAAGGAUCCCUGUCAAUUGCCUCAUGGCUGGAUGAACCAAUCCUUCCCCACAUGCAGCAAUCUACAUGCCUUUGAUAUGAUGAGUCAGUUAUUGGAGUACGACCACCGAGUGCAACAGCGUUUCUUAAUGGGAACUGGUUCCAUGAGAUCGGUCUGGUUGUUGGAACAAAUCACAGAAGCCGAUAUCCCGGUGGAACAGGCGGUCCUCAAAACGCUGCGCAUGAAACAUGAUUUUGAUGCGGGAGAUUUGGAUCGGCAUCGGAGGGAUGCCCUCAUAUCCGAACGAUUGACGGCAUCGCCACAUAUUCUCAAUAUAUACGGCUACUGUGGCAACAGUGCCAUUUACCAAUACGCCAACAGCGGGACACUCUACGAUGCGAUUGGGGCCAAGGAAUACCGGGAAGAACAAAUGAACAAUCAGCACAAUGAUGCACACGACAAAUGGGAACAGUGGACCAGCCAACGCAAACUGGAAGUGUCGUAUCAGGUGGUAUCUGCAUUGGCCGAUUUGCAUGAUAUUGAUCACGAUGGGAUCGCUUCGGUGGCUCAUGAUGAUUUGGACAUUACUCAGUAUGUCAGCACGGAUGGAGGGAACACAUUUCAAUUGAGUGACUUCAAUGGAGCGCCAUUUGUGGAGUGGGAUUCCAAGGAAAAGCAAACCUGUUCCUUUAGGGCUCUCAUGAAGGGUGGGAAAACACGGUCGCCCGAGGAGUACGAUGAAAACACGUACUUGGUGACAGAGAAGAUUGAUAUCUAUGCUCUGGGGAAUAUUCUUUACACAAUCGUGGAAGGACAGUAUCCGUUCUAUGAUGUUUCGACUACGCAGACCAUGUCUCUCGUCGCAAAGGGGCAUACCCCACCAACUAGUGAACCUACCAGCACCAGUAAGGACCACAACAUUCAGCUGCUACUAAAUGCCAUGGAGCUCUGCUGGGUUAGGGAUCCACGACGAAGGGCGACUGCCAGAAAGAUACAGAACAUGCUGAAACCAUAUGUGGAACGCAACAAGAAACAUCCAGGGUUACUUCAAUAGUACGAAUCGAAUCAUGCACCGGUUGACUACUCUUGCACCGCUACCGUCAAUGAUAGCUACUAGUUACGAAUUAUGGUACAUGUAUCUGCAAAGCAACUAUUUGGUAGUAAUCAGAAAGCAGCUCAUGACCGUUCUCCCAAUCGCUGUUGCCAUUCCAACGGGAACAGCAUUUCCAAUCUGUUUGAUUUGCUCAAGGUAGGAUCCCUUAAAGACAUAGUUGUCGGGAAAGCCCUGAAGUCGCGCUUUCUCCCGGGGUGUUGCUUCACGAUCUAAAUUGUAAUGGCCAACAGCUUUCCCACAAAGAAUCGUUGGAGCAGGCUUGUGGGAUUGCAAUACUUGUUGUCUGUGGUCUACAACAAAGGCCUUGAGAUCCCUCCGAAACUGAUGCCCAACGACCGUGUGCAUCAGAUUGGAGCAACUAACAUCGGGAUCAGUCGGGUUGACUGGUUCGGGAUCAAGUGUCUCAAGGUCUCCAAUGGCCUCCAAUGUUGUGACAUGAGCUCUACCUGUUCCUUCCCCGUGGGUUGGUUCUGGUGCCUUGGGAAGCUCACAGCCAUCCUGGACAGCAAUGAGGAUAACUCUCUUCCGACUUUGAGGGUCGCCAUAAUCCAUAGCGUUCAGCACUGAGCCCCGGACCUGAUAGCCCAAAGCGAGCAGUUUUGCCACCACUUCCUGGAACAAAUGGCGACUUUCACCCUGGACGAUGCCCAUGACAUUCUCAAAUGUAAAGACCUUUGGAAGGACAUAUUCCGCAUAUUCAGUGGAUAGUCGGGUGGUAUUGUUGCUGUCCCCUACCUUUCUGCCUCUGAACGGAUUUGCCAGAGAGUAAUCUUGGCAGUUUGGUGAUGCAUGAAGGGUAUCGAGACCUUCAGGGGCAGGCAGCUCAUCUUUUUUCUUUCCCUCACGCAUGCUUUUUAGGACAAUCUUUGCAUCUUCUUCAACUAUCACAUGCUUUGUGUCAUUUGAGUUAUGCCGGAGAGUCUCAGCUGCCCGGCGAUCCAUCUCCACAGACCACCUAAUAUCCAAUCCAGCUUCCUGGAAACCCAGCGCAGUCCCCCCUGCCCCCGCAAACAAAUCCAUCCCAAUUGGCGUGCGAUGACUGACAAACUUCUUUCCAGUUUGAUUCUUUAGUUUGUAGGAAAAAGCCUUCCAUUCACCAUCACUUCCUUUUAUGUGUGGCUCCCACACCAAGUUGGUCCUGAUGUCAUCAUGUGAAAUACCGGUGUUCUUUGCUGACAGCAGUUCCUUCAAUGGAAAUUCAGCCUUUUCCGGCAGUUCAGCAUACUUCCACUUGUACCGGUACCCAAACCUUUCAUUGAACAGUACAGUAUUGGUUGCUUCUUUGAUGGUGGUGUGUUGCAAUGCAACAAAGACUUUGCAAAUAGCAGAGGCCUGGGAUAUCUCCAUGAUCUGCAAAAUCCUGUUGGGUUUUUGUGGACUAAUGCAAAGAUCGCCAACGAGGAGAUUUGCACUAUUAAUACCACCACCACCCUGACUCUGUGGGCUGUAGGAGUCAAAGUUGAGCCUCCUUGGCUUCAUCGGGCACCUUGUAUGUUUGUUUGGUUUUGUGUAUUUCUUGAUGCAUUGCCCUUUCUUUAUUUUCUCGUUGCAGGCGAUACACUGAUGAUGGUCGUACCAAGCCCUGUCGCAGCCACAUUCGUCAUGCAGAUCGUUCUCGUUGCAGUGACCUUCACGCACAGUGCAUCCAGUGUGAUAGUAUCCACGGCCAGUUCUGCUCUUCGUCAAACAAUCAAAUUUACGGAGGGGUUGAAAGCACUUUCGACAGGACCCGCCGUCGAACUUGCUUGAUAAACAAAAGCAAGUAUCAAUGUCGGAGCAGUAUCUUGUCAAACUAGGCUUCUUUCGAGGUGGUGUGGCCGGGGCAUCUAUAGCUCUCUUGGACGACAUGGUGAAGAGGUAGUGGCGGGUUGUGGCUUCGACGGCAGCUAUUUGCUCUUUGUGAAGCAGAAAUUGGGUUGAAUGCAAACCUUGGGAAACCAUUCGCUGCAUGACCUUUCUCAGAACAAAGGUCACCGGUCAUGCUCAGCGGGGUUACGGGGUGAGGGUGGAUAGUGCAAAGGGACCGAUAAUAAUUAUUUGUUCCGACAGCAUGUCUCCAGUACAUGUACUGGUACCGCUACAUGUGGUACCGGUACACAUAGUGCAGGAAAUGUUGCACCCGUGCCUCGGCCGUGAGAUUGCGCAAGCUUGUAGCUUGUUCGUGCAGCAGAACAGAGUGCGAAACCCGAAGCUUGGGAAUGGAAACGCCAACCGAAGUCAACCAGGCAGUCUCCCAUCCUUCCAAAUAGAUGUUUCCCUCUAACCAUUGAAACGCCAAGACGAUCCAGGGGCAAUGCUGACGAUGGAACCCAGGAGUAUUCACGUGCCCGAAUUGGCUGCUAUGAGAUACGGGUUGGGUGUCGCGCUGCUGAAGCAGCUUUUGACCCAUCUCCCAAGAGCGGUUGCCAGACUAACUGGUACUGCAUUUCCUAUUUGUUGGCAUUGAUCCAUGUAGUUUCCCAUGAAGACAUAGUCAUCAUAAAUAAAUCCUUGGAGUCGAGCCUUCUCCAAUGGUGUUAGCACGCGAUCAAGAGAGUAGUGGCCAAUCGCUUUCUUACAACGGAUAGUUGGAGCGGGCUUGUCAGCCUCCAGCUUUUGUUCGGCGUCGACACAAUAGUUUGGAACGCUCCAUUGGUGUUGGUGUCCUAUGACCGUGUGCAUUGGAAGUGGCAACUCAAGGUUGGACACAGUAGCAUGUGGGUCCACUGGUUCAGGAUCUACUGCCUCAAGGUCACUAAUGGCAUCUAACGUGGUCAUGUAUGCUCUACCUGUUCCUCUCCCAUGAGUUGGUGGUGGUGGCCGAGGCAACUCAUAGCCAUUUUGAACAGCAAGGAGGAUCACUCUAAGGCGUGACUGUGGGUCACCAUAGUCUUUUGAGUUUAGUGCUGCAACCCUGACCUGGUAGCCUAGAGCCAAGAGAGUAGCAAUGACUUCCUCAAACAUGUGACGACUCUCUCCUUGAACGAUACCCAUGACGUUCUCAAGUGUAAAAACCUUUGGACGCAGAAUUUCUGUGAUCUCCAAUGGGACUAAAGUGAGACUGUUAUUUUCCAUUUCCUUCUGGCGUCGGUGUGGAUUUGCGGAUGAGUGCCCUUGACAGGGAGAAGAUCCAUGAAGGUUGUCAAUUUCUCCUGGUUUGGGGACAUCCUCUCUGUUCUCUCCCUUGCGCAUACUCUCCAACACAACCCUCACAUCUUCUUGCAAAACAUGCUUGUUGGCGUUUGUGUUGUUUUGUUUAAGGGUCUCAACUGCUGCCUUGUCCUUUUCCACACUAUAUAGCACGUCCAGCCCAGCUUUCUGGAAACCAUAGUCAAUCCCACCUCCCCCAGCAAACAAAUCCAUCACAACUGGUUUGCGAAGACUACAGAAUUUCUUUGCUUUUGUGUUCCUCAAAUAGUAUGAAAACUCUUUCCAUUGGCCAUCAGGUCCUUUGGCAUGCGGCUCCCAAAUCAAUUCGGUGCUAAGAUCAUCAGGUGAAAUAUCAAGCGUCGGUUGCAACUCGGUAAGAGGGAAUUCGGCUUUGCCUGGCAAUUCGGCAUACCUCCACUGAUAAUUAUACUUUUUGUACAGAAUUGAAUGGGCUGCUUUCUUAAUGGUAGUGUAUUGUAAUGCAACAUAGACAGAGCAAACUGCAACGG